UACAUAUUAACAUAUAACACAAAAGAUUUGUUUAAGAACUGUGUUUAAUUGUUAAAUGCCUAUUUUCGCAGUCAUCCUGCAUCUCUGACUUGUCAUAAAUAUUAAUUAUAUUAAAAUUAAAUAAAUAUAUUUUUAAUUUGCAGACAUGUAAUAUCUAGUGCAUUCAGUGAUGUUUUUCUUUUUUUCAGCAGAACACAGAACAUCUGAGCUUUGAGAAUUUCCAAAGCAACAACAUCACAAGAUCCAAGUAAUAAUACAUACACAAUACAUUAGAACCUAAACAUGUAUAGACCUAGCUCGUAUAGAAAUACAAAUAUAGCUUAAUACAUGUGCAGUACAUGUACAAAAUAUUGACAAUAGCACACAUUUACACACAUCACAAUGUCCUACUGGACAAAAAGAAGAAAGACUUUGGCCACUGUGCAAGAGAUAGAACAGGAGAUUUUGAAUGAAUACAAAAUACAAACAGAAAACAAUCCCGAAUCUACUGCACAAGUUAACGCAUCUCAAAACUUUGAAAAUAGAGAUGAAUUGCCUUCUUGCAAUAUAGUUUCCUCUCUUGCGACCGACCACGAUAACCCAUGUUGGCUUGAUUCUGAUUCUGAAUCUCUUUCUGACAGUGGUAGUAUCUCUGAUACAGACCAACCAAAUGCAGAAUCUGACAGCAGUAGCAACGAUUCAGUUAAUCAGUUGCAAAAAAAACUGCAAACAUGGGCAGCAUCUUUUUGCAUACCUCUCAUAGCUCUAACAGCACUACUGGCAAUCUUGAGGUCCGAAUUUCCUGAUUUGCCCAAGGAUGCAAGGACUCUUCUUGGCACACAGACAAAGGUACCUGUAACUAAGAUAUGUAAUGGGGAAUAUUACCAUUUUGGCCUGGUCAGUUGUCUACUGAAGACAUUGGACCAUAUUGCCAGUUUGCCAAAAAUAACAACUCUUGCUUUGCAAUUUAACAUUGAUGGAAUUCCCCUUUUCAAAAGCUCCAAAACUCAAUUUUGGCCAAUUCUCGGAACGAUUGACUGUGACAAAACACGAUCGCCAUUUAUAAUUGGUUUAUUUUGUGGCAAUAGCAAACCAAGCUCAGUCUGGGAAUACUUGAGAGACUUCAUUGCAGAACUGAGGAUAGUUCUGCGUGAAGGUAUUGUGAGGAAUGGAACUCGGUUUAAGGUUGUAGUCUCCUCCUUCAUAUGUGAUGCCCCUGCAAGGGCAUUUGUCAAACAUGUCAAGUCUCACAAUGGCUACUAUGGCUGUGACAAGUGUUCCCAGACUGGAGUUUGGUCCAAUAAAAUGACGUAUCCUGAAACUGACGCACCUUUACGUACGGACGAUGACUUUGAAAAAAUGAAAAAUGAAGAACACCAUUUGGGUAACAGUUUAGGCCCCUUGACUGGAGUAGUAAAAAUGAUAACCCAGUUUCCAAUUGAUUACAUGCACACCUGCUGUCUCGGAGUGACAAGAAGACUGAUUCAAAUGUGGAUGAAAGGCAAACAGCUCAGAACAAGGUUGUCUUCACAGCAAAUUCAAAAGAUCUCAGACAGGCUUGUUGCUCUCCGUCCUUUUAUGCCUAAAGAAUUUGCCAGAAAGCCUCGUUCGUUGAGAGAUGUGGAUAGAUGGAAGGCCACAGAGUUCCGUCAAUUUAUGAUCUAUACUGGGCCGAUUGUUUUAAAAGGAUUUGUCGAAAAUGAAAUUUACGACAAUUUUAUGCUCUUUUCUGCUGGCAUGUUUCUGCUCCUCAGCCCUGGCCUUCCUGGUUCAAUGAUAGAAAUUGCCAACAAGAUUCUGUCAUCAUUUGUAAAACAUUACAGCCAGCUUUACGGCACAGAUGAAGUUGUUUACAAUGUUCACCAAGUGAUUCAUCUUGCAGAAGAGUAUAAAGCAUUUGGCCCUCUUGACAACAUAUCUGCAUUUCCAUAUGAGAACUACUUAGGAACACUGAAACGGUUGGUUAGAAAACCAGAUCAACCUUUGCAGCAGGUUGUCAGAAGACUAUCAGAAAUGCCCACAAAACAAUCUCACAAAUCAAAUCAAGAAUCACAUCUCUCUUCAAGUACAAAAGACCCAAAGCUGGUGCAUUUCUCUGAUUGUGUUUUAUCACCAAACCAAGGAGACAACUGCAUUCAAAUUGACACAGGCAUUGCUGUAAUUAAGAACAUAAUGAAACAGGGUGAAACUGUCCAUUUAGUGUGUCAGACGUUCAAGAAAAUGGAAUCUUUUUACACUUACCCGUGCGACUCCUCUGCAAAUGGCUGUCACAGAGUCUCUGUCUUGCAAGAAAAGACUGAUUUGGUACCUUUGUCUAGUGUAAAACAAAAAUAUGUCCUUCUUCCAGAAAAUGAAAACAGUUUUUUUGCGCUACCCCUCAUCCAUUGUAGAUAAAGUUCCCUAAGCAUAGAAAACACAGUAAAUACUUACAUGUAGUGUCAGCUUCUUUUGGGAUUUUUUUAAUAAUGCUAACCACAGACUAAUUGCAUCAAAAGUAACAGUCUGUAUUGCGUAAUUUAUGUGUGUGCACAUUAUAAUACACAUAUCAUACAUGUGCCUAUAUAUAUAUAUAUAUAUAUAUACACACACCUGUAUGUAUGUCUGUAUGUAUAUUUUGCACUAUUACAAUAUUUUUUAUCAAUUGAAUUUAUUACAAUACUAAACAUACAAUACAUAUUUUAUAUAUAAAUAGUUAUGUUUAU
Messenger RNA from Danio rerio (zebrafish), 2681 nucleotides. The record is from RefSeq and is a predicted model, not a curated record. Lineage: Eukaryota; Metazoa; Chordata; Actinopteri; Cypriniformes; Danionidae.